UGCACCAACCAACCAACCAUUGGCGCUCAUGGCGGCGUUUGUGUAUCGUCGGGUCGCCAGACUCAGGUUUCUCGCCAGUCAAGUGAAUUUAUCCCUAAAUAUAUUAUCAUGCGCUCACACGCAAAAUGUCUUUCGAAGACACUACAUGAAUAUGAGAGAAGUGAAAAGAUUUUACAAGAAUGCCACCAUAGCAACAGCAGAUGGGUGGUAUGAAGUGAACCUGGACAAGCGUAAACUACGGACUCCUACAGGAAACCUGUUCCAUGUCCCAAAUGAGGCCCUAGCUCUUGCUGUUUCAACUGAGUGGAACUCCCAGGGGACACUGGUCAAGAGGCAUUCUAUGCAUUUGACAACACUAUGUAACAUUGCUAUUGACAACCCCCUGAAGAAAACACGCCAAGAGUUGAUUGAGUCAAUCGUUCGUGUCUUGGAAACUGAUACCCUUUGCUACAGAAUGGAAGAACCUACAGAGCUACGGCACUUACAGCUGCAGAUGUGGGAACCAGUACUGGAAUGGGCACGUAGCAGGUAUGGUAUACAGAUUGAGUCCACAUACAACAUUUCACCUCCAGCUGUAUCCAGACAAUCUACUACUAUAAUUGGCCAACACCUCAACACCUACAGUGACUGGGCAUUGUUUGGAUACCAGUAUGCUGUAGAGGCUUUGAAAUCUGUGCUACUGGUGCUAGGAGUGAUGGACAGACAUCUGACAGUAGAGCAGGUUGUGGAGCUGGCAACUUUAGAACAGAUCUUCCAGUGUACUAGAUGGGGCAGUGUGGAAUGGUACCAUGACAUUGACCGAUAUGAACUCCAGAGUCGAGUUGCUGCAGCUGUCCUCUUUGUGCACUGGUGCAGCGAAAGUACAACGAUUUGGCAAAAAGCUUCGUUACAGUCGAUAUAGUUUUUUUGUUAUUACUAUGUGUACAUCUGCUGUAUUAAACUCAUAAAAAUUUA
Messenger RNA from Pomacea canaliculata, 954 nucleotides. RefSeq names its product ATP synthase mitochondrial F1 complex assembly factor 2-like. The transcript is spliced from 8 exons. Gene Ontology annotation, biological process: mitochondrial proton-transporting ATP synthase complex assembly. Gene Ontology annotation, cellular component: mitochondrion. The coding region runs from base 29 to 901 and encodes 290 amino acids. Lineage: Eukaryota; Metazoa; Mollusca; Gastropoda; Architaenioglossa; Ampullariidae. The record is from RefSeq and is a predicted model, not a curated record.